Messenger RNA from Mytilus trossulus (common blue mussel), 2950 nucleotides. Its product is annotated as putative cytochrome P450 CYP13A4. NCBI's taxonomy places the organism in Eukaryota, Metazoa, Mollusca, Bivalvia, Mytilida, Mytilidae. Gene Ontology annotation, molecular function: oxidoreductase activity, acting on paired donors, with incorporation or reduction of molecular oxygen; steroid hydroxylase activity; heme binding. The record is from RefSeq and is a predicted model, not a curated record. The coding region runs from base 77 to 1627 and encodes 516 amino acids. The transcript has 13 exons.
AUUCAUUGAAAAAUUUAAAAUAUACAUUUACUUAUUGAAAGGAUUAUUUUUUUGCUAUUAUUCAGAGAACAAUAAAAUGCUAACAGAAUUACUACUUGCAAUUGUGAUUAUUUCCUUCGUUAUAUUUUACAGACAGAGACGUCAGCAAAUGACCAUUUUCAAGGAACUGGGUCUACCAGGCCCAGAGCCUAACUUUUUGUUUGGAAAUCUGUUAUACUUUCUGUGGCGGCCAUUAUACAUUUCAUUCCAAAACUGGUGUAAAAUUUACGGAAAAACAUAUGGAUACUUUGAAGGACCAACACCAGUCAUCGUAUCUAGUGAUAUGGACUUUUUACAGGAAGUGUUCGUAAAGCAGUUUAAAAAUUUUCAUGCAAGAAAGGUAUACCCAGUUCAAGUUGAUCCUGAUCAAGAUGAAAAUGUUCACAUGUUUUUUGCUCGUGGAGAAAGAUGGCGUCGUCUUCGGUCUAUUGUAAAUCCAGCAUUCAGUACAUCAAAAAUGAAGGACAUGAUGCCUACAAUUAACAAAAGAGUGAAUGAAUUAAUGGAUAUUGUGGAAGAGAAACGAAUGGAAAACCAACACUUUGAUAUGUACGAAUUAUUUCAACGAUUAACAUUAGAUACCAUUGCUGAUUGUGGGUUUGGUCUGAAAUCAGAAUCAUUAACAAGCAAAGACGAUGUGUGUUUACAAAAUUGUCGAAAUGUAAUCAAAGAUACAACGAAAAGACCUAUAUUGUUCAUGUUGGGAUUCGUAUUUCCAACCUUUCACUCAUUAUGGAUUUCAAUUUACAAUAUCCUCCGAUACAUCUCCUUUAAUCCAGUAUUUUGGUUGGAGGACAAUAUGGCACGAAUUGUCAAAGAAAGGAAAUCGAAAAAGGCAUCCAGGGUAGAUUUAUUACAACUUAUGGUGACGUCAGAAUUUGACCCAACAGCAAAAACCAGCGAAGAUGACGCCGACAGCAUCGACAGUGUCGUCAAAAAGAGGUUCCUCACAAAUGACGAACUUACUGCAAUGUGUUUAUUAUUUUUAUUGGCUGGAUACGAAACUACCAGUACAACAUUGGCAUAUAUUAUGUACGAAAUGGCGGUGAACCCGGAAGUUCAAAAGAAGUUGCAGGAGGAAAUUGAUGAAAAUUUUCCAGACGAAACAGAGCAACCAGAUUUCCAUGCGCUUACAAAAAUGGAAUACCUAGAAAUGGUUUGGUGCGAAACCCUGAGAAAAUUUCCUUUGGCAAGCACGGUUGUAGCUAGACAAUGUAUGGAACCAUCAAAAGUACAAGGAAUAGAUAUCCCGUCUGGAAUGAUUGUUCAAGCUAAUGUCUGGGACAUCCAUUACGACCCAAAAAUAUGGGGAGACAAUCCCGAACAGUUCAAACCAGAAAGAUUUACACCAGAGGCACGAAAAAAUAGACAUCCGAUGGCUUGGUUACCGUUUGGAGGUGGUCCCAGGACAUGUGUUGGUCUAAGACUGGCACAAUUGGAAGGCAAAAUGGCAAUAGUCAAGUUAUUUAAAAAGUACAGUUUUUAUCCGUCCAAAAAGCUUGACAUUCCAAUGGUUUGUCAGGAAGGGGCAACAAUUAUGCCAAAGAAUGGUGUUCAAGUAAAUGUUAAACUACGAGAACAUCGAUAGGUAGGAGCCGAUACUGAAGAAUCUUGUUAUGACUUUUCUCAAACUGCUCCCACGCAGCUACAAGGUGACAUAAUCCUUCCACAAGACUCAACGGAUAUUCCAUCUAAAUAGACAUAUGCUUCAGGCCACGAACGGAGUCUCGGGUGAUAGUACAGACAUUUAAUACCGCAUUUGUGUUCAGUUAGAGUAUGAUGGACGAAAUCUUUCAAAAUGUACAUAUAUUUUACAUGUGUAAAUAUGUGUAUGUAUGAUUACAUGUGUAUUUAUUUUAAUGUGUAAUGAACGCUUUUGUACAUAUAAAAAGGUUAAAUGUGCGUAUGUCAAGUGGUUGUGAACGUGUGUACAGUGUGUGAAGUACAAAUACAGUUAAAAAGAUCGAAAGAUGUUGGUAAAAGUGAUGUAUAUAUGUGAAUUAAGCUCAACUAUUUAUUUUUUCCAAGCGCUGCAAAAGGUUGUGAUAUAUAAGUAUUUAUUUUUACAUUUAUUCUACAAACUCUUUUUCAUGUUAGAUUUUUCAUUGUGGUUUUAAGUGAUAUUUUUAUUUAUUAUGUUCAUUUGUUUAAUUUUAGGUAGCAUUAUUGCCAGAGAGUUGUGACUUUUGUUGUUUUAUUGUGAUACAUUUGUGACAAUUGAUAUUUGUCUUCUGACAAAGACUAUUUGCUUUGAAAUGUGCGCCCUUUAAUAUGAAAAGUAUCUGCAUCCCUAACGUAGUGUUUGAAACAAGUGUUACCCUUUUAGUCAAAGAAAUAUGUGCAGUGCAAUUGCGUUUAACCAAUAUUAUACUAUGACUAGAAAAUCUGCACACGUUUAACAAAUGUUUGAAGGGACAUAUACAUUUCCGUGGAAAAUCCCCAUGUCCAAUUAAUAUUAACCAAUUGAACAUUAUGUACUUAAUUCAAGCAUUCAGAACAUUUGCUUUAAAUUAUUUGAAUUAUUAAGUACCUUAUUCUGUCAAUCACCAAAGAAAAAACCCGGUCCAUGACGUGGCAUGUUAUAUAUUUAUUUCCUUUAUUUAUUUAUUAUUUUGUUAUUAGCUAUAUUUGUUAAAAUUUUAUUUUAUAUUUUAAAAAGAAUCUGCAUUUAAAAUAACCAGAUGAAAAUGCGAUAAGUAUUCUUUUUUGUGUAGCGAUUUACACAAAAUUGAUGAUAUUAUUUCUUGCAAACGAUUUUGCAUUAAAAUGUGUUUUAAAAGUGCAUUUGUUAUUGCCAGAAAGUGCUGUUAUUUACUUGUAUUGCCAAAUAUAUCAUGUAUGAUAUUACAAGUUGUUAAACUAGUCUUGUAAUUGUUAUUUUGAUUUAUUGUUUGUAAAAACAUAUCGAAAA